Messenger RNA from Oncorhynchus masou masou (cherry salmon), 1414 nucleotides. RefSeq names its product large ribosomal subunit protein mL45-like. The transcript has 8 exons. The record is from RefSeq and is a predicted model, not a curated record. Lineage: Eukaryota; Metazoa; Chordata; Actinopteri; Salmoniformes; Salmonidae. Bases 205 to 1158 code for a protein of 317 amino acids. Gene Ontology annotation, cellular component: mitochondrion.
CUUUGAUCUAUAAAUCAACAAUAACUGAAAGCAGAUUCUUAUGAUUAAAAAAAACUAAACAAGUAAUAGUUUAUUCUAAAAUGCAGAGCAAGGCAGAAUAGCCAAAGUGACCCCCAAAACGUUGCAAGAAGAAUCGUAACCAUACGCAGCACAGCGCAGAUAUAUUGUUCUUGAACACAUCUCAAACUGAGUCUGACAGCAAGUAUGGCGAUGUCCAUGAGGAGGGCAUUACUGCCUCUGCAUCGGAUGAGAUUCAGCAAUUUGAAGAAUGCAGAGGCUUCGCUGGAGGUACGGUAUCCCCUGCCCUUUGUUGUCCCGGUAAGGACCAAGAAGCGCUACUUCAUUCCCCCCGCGGUGGGGAUAAAAGGGAAGGCGGCAGUCGCGGCCGACCAGGAGGCCAAAGCCAGAGCGGCAGGUGUUGUCCUGAGGCAGGAGUACAUGGAGAGAGCCAUCAACAUCGCCUGCACUGCGGGAGUGUUUGAUCCCUAUAUCCCCCCAGAAGGUGAUGCUCGUCUCUCCAGUCUGUCCAAAGAGGGUCUGAAACAGCGCACAGAGCAGAUCAAACAGGGUGCUGCCUCCCAGCUAGCGAUACGCAAGAUCAAAGAGCAUGACGCUGAGUUCACCACAAAGGCGUUCCCAGUGAAAGCUCAGGAGAUCUUCGUUGACGCGCACAACGCUCUCACACAGUUUAACAAGGAGAAACUUCACUCCCUUGUGACAGAAAGAUGUUACCCUGAGAUGGUGAGGGGGAACCGCUACAAGACGCUGCGAUGGCAUUUCGUGGAGUCCCUGGAGCCGCCCAAGGUGGUGCACGCCCGCUGCCCAGACAUGGUCAGCAAAGGAAACAUGUAUGGGCAGGUUACGGUGCGCAUGCACUCCAGACAGACCCUGGCUGUCUACGACCGCUUCGGCAGACUGAUGAUGGGGAGCGAAGAGGAGCCCAGGGAUGUGCUGGAGUACCUGGUUCUGGAGAGGCACCUCGUCAACCCAUACGGCAUGUGGAGGUUACAUGGCAAGAUAGUACCAGCCUGGGCCCCAGUGAAGGAACCCAUCGUCAAGACUGUUAUGAUCCCUGGCCCGGAGCUCAAGCCAGGCGAGGAAUUUGAAGGGCUCAACUAUGAAGUGCCCAAGCCUAAGGCUGUGCAGUGGCACAAAUAGACCACAGUUGGGAGCUGUAAUUCUGGGCCAACACAUACGUUCUCAUUUUUUUCAGAAACCAUGAAGCUACAUUUAGUUUUCUGCCUUUUUAUAAAAAAAAUACACUGUUUGUUACACCUUACACUUGUAUAUCUCAAACACUUCAAAUAAUCCACAUUGUCCAGAUCUGUAGAGAUUGUAUGGUUUAUUUCAAUGCUGAAUAUAUUACAUGUUAAUUUAAAAAAUACAAAAAUAAAAUGUUCCAUCUCUUUUUUUU